Molecule: messenger RNA, 1485 nt
Organism: Ogataea angusta
Lineage: Eukaryota; Fungi; Ascomycota; Pichiomycetes; Pichiales; Pichiaceae
Exons: 1
Coding region: 1-1485 (494 amino acids)
Biological process (GO): heme A biosynthetic process
Cellular component (GO): mitochondrial inner membrane
Molecular function (GO): oxidoreductase activity, acting on NAD(P)H, heme protein as acceptor
Source: RefSeq, a predicted model, not a curated record
AUGUCAUUGUGUCGAAGUCAGUUUUUCUUUGUGAAAAACACUUCUUUGCUUAGUGUGGGGCUUAAGGGAGGCCCAGGCAAGCAACUGUCGCGACUCUUAUACAAAAGUCAGCCUAAGCCAAAGAUUAGAGUGUUGGGGUCAAGUUUUUUCAAGACAUCUCCUCCUUCGAUUGCAUCAAAGGUUUACGGUAUGAAGCGCACAAAUGGCCAGUCUUUGUUCGACCAAAAGAGACAGUUCAGCACCUCGAAGACCAUUUUCGAAGAAGCCAGAGUAGUUAAGAAAUCUAAAUGGCCUGCCAAUUCCAAUAUAAAGCUGGGAUACUUGUGUAUCGGGACUUCAGUCCUGGUUUUUGCAAUCGUUAUUCUUGGAGGGCUUACAAGGUUGACCGAGUCCGGUUUAUCGAUUACUGAAUGGAAGCCGGUGACAGGAGCCAUUCCUCCGAUGUCUCAUGAGGACUGGGAAGAAGAGUUUCGCAAAUACCAGGACUCUCCCGAGUUCAAAUUGCUGAACUCUCACAUUACGCUAGAGGAAUUCAAAUUCAUUUUCUUAAUGGAGUGGUCUCAUAGGCUGUUGGGAAGGAUUAUUGGAACGGUGUUUGUUCUUCCAACUCUUUAUUUCAUAGCCCGCAGACAAGUUUCACCGCCCGUUGCAUUUAAACUUUUGGGCAUUUGUGCUCUUAUCGGCCUUCAAGGUGCUAUUGGAUGGUGGAUGGUGUACUCGGGAAUCGACGAGAAACUUCUUGAGGAGCGCAGAUCGAAACCAACUGUCUCGCAGUAUAGACUCACGGCGCAUUUGGCUGCUGCAUUUUUGGUUUAUUGCACUAUGAUAUCUACAGGUUUUGGAAUAUUGAGAGACCAUGCUAUCAUGAAAGACCCACAAACUUACCUCGAGACCUUCCAAAAAAUUCAGUCACCAUCGCUCAAAUUGUUUCGCCGGCUGAGUAAAGGCUUGCUCGGUUUAGUCUUCUUAACAGCCAUGUCGGGAGCCAUGGUCGCUGGGUUGGAUGCAGGUCUGAUUUACAAUACUUUCCCCCACAUGGGAGACGACUACCUUCCAUCAAUGAAUGAGCUUAUGUCUCCAGUGUUUUCCAGACUUGCUGACCAAUCUGAUUUGUUCUGGAGAAACAUGUUUGAGAAUCCAGCUACCGUGCAAUUAAAUCACCGUAUACUCGCCAUCACCACUUUCUGUUCUGUGCUUGCUCUUCACAUGUACUCUCACAGAAUCAAAACAAUCAUGCCAAGGCAUGCCUACAAAUGGCUUAACAUUUCAAUGGGACUAGUCUCGCUACAAGUGGCACUUGGAAUUUGUACACUAUUAUGGUUGGUUCCAACCGAGUUGGCAGCAGCGCACCAAGGAGGUGCUCUGGCCCUUCUCACCGGUAUUUUGAUGACCGUGUGCCACUUGAAGAAGCCAAAUAAAACAAACCUAAUGUUGCUCAAGAACUUCCUCCAUAAGGCAAAGACUAACAGUGCGGUUUUGAAAUAA